AAUGCUAAUCAUGAAAUAAUUGGUUCCGAGUGGACCAAAGCAUGUUUGAGAACUGCAACACUGUGGAACAGCCGAAGCUGAACUUUCGUCCAGCAGCCUCCACAGACACCUCUGCCCUGGCAGGAUCGAAGACGGGAGGCAGCCAGCACCUAAAAAACGCCCUGAACUUGGGCAAAGCCAUGGGAGCGAAGGUAAAUGACCUGCUCCGCCGAAAAGAUCCCAACAGCCUCGGAGACAUCGGAGUCACAGAGGUGAAUAAGAACGUGGAGCCAGUGUGGUCCAGCCUGACUGAGAUUGGCCAUAAUACAGUAAGAAACAGUCACAUCUCCCUGGAUUCUUUCCCUCGGCUAGAUCCCCCACCUCCCACUGGCAAAAAGCGUCUCCCACGGGCCCUGAAGACCACCCAGGACAUGAUGAUAUCCUCUGACCCCGUGGUAUCCUCCCCAGAAUCCUCCUUCGUCUCCUCACCUGACAAGAUCUCCAAAGAUAAAGCUGAGCUUCAGCCUGAAGAGUCCGGCACUGAGAAACCUUCAGAACCCGGCGACCAAGUCGACAGCCAGAUGGAGAAGACCAGUUUAGAACUAAACAACAAGCCCACAGCUGUGGUGACGGAUGAGAAAAAUUCAGAGGAUGUCGAUCAGUCACAGCUGCUGCUCUCUGUUCCAGAUCUCAUUCACAAAGACAAUCUGGACCCAAAGAAACUGGCCAGCUCAGAAACUAGAAUGGCUUCCACCCCGUGUCCAGGGAAAGGGGGCUGCCGCAUCAGCGUCACUGAGGGGGAAUUGUUGGGGAACGGCACAGUGGAUUACCGGACCCUCAACUUGGAGAACGAAGAAUCCCACCCUGACCUGCUGUCAUUUGAAUAACAGGCUUGAGACCCUCAAGCACAUUCAUUCUCCAGGCUUCCGCAAUGACAACAGAGAGGCUUGAAUCAGUCAUUUAAACUGCUUUCAUUCUGCAUUUCAUAUUUUGCCUUUAUAGCAAAGUACAACUGAUUGUACUUAGUUAUUUUGUAGAGAUGAUAAAAAAAAAUUACUAUUGUUUUUUUAAUCGUAGUACCAUAAUCAAUAUGAAAGACUGUAUUUUAAAGUAUUUGUGGACCUGUAUU
Messenger RNA from Sinocyclocheilus rhinocerous, 1108 nucleotides. RefSeq names its product chromosome 6 C1orf226 homolog (gene c6h1orf226). The transcript is spliced from 3 exons. NCBI's taxonomy places the organism in Eukaryota, Metazoa, Chordata, Actinopteri, Cypriniformes, Cyprinidae. The record is from RefSeq and is a predicted model, not a curated record. The coding region runs from base 42 to 866 and encodes 274 amino acids.